AGAUAAUUACACGCGCGGGCCGCGAUCAAUCAGAAGGCCUCGUUCGUAGCUGCCCCAGAGUCUUCACUCUCUCUCCUCAGUACUCACUCGCCCGGUAGUCGUCGCGCCCUGGAACUUCACCCCCGCUGACCAUCUCUCCCUCUCUCUCUCUCCAACGCUCUCAGAAUGGCUUCCGGAAGCCUCGGCGGAUUUCUGGUGCUGGUUUUGGCGGUUUCGAUCUGCCAUGCUGCUGCUUCUGUCUUCCACCCGAUUUCCGACUCUCACCGGUCCGCGGCUGCGGAGCUAUUUGCGCCCGUCGAUGGAUCGUUCGGGAGUUUAGAAGAGGCAUAUGAAGCCUUAAGAUCGUUCGAGGUUCUUGGGAUUAAUAAGAAGUCCGAUAUACGGACCACUACUUGUCAGUCUGUUGUUGAAAAACUCAGGUCAUCGUCGUCUGCCCCAAAGUAUUUGUUCUAUGCCUUAAAGGUUAACGGCAUUUUGGAAUGCACGGUUAUUAAUGAAGUAUUUGAGGGCAUUGCUUCAGAACUUAAAACUAAUGUCAAUGGUGCAAGUUCAUUGCUCGAGUUCUACUACUCAAUUGGAAGCUUGGUACUUAUUAAGGAUCAAAGUCCUGAAGUCGAUGUACUUCUUGCUGAUGCUGGUGGAGUUUUCCAUUCUAUCAAGUCUCUCAGCCAGAGUGAUGGAAGGUGGCGCUUCAGUUCGGAUAAUCCUGAGGCUAGUACCUAUGCUGCUGGAUUAGCUCUUGAAGCACUUUCUGGAGUUAUCGCAUUAGCAUCUUCAGAAGUUGAUCAGUCUAAGAUUGGUACAUUGAAAAGUGAUAUUUUGAAGCUUUUUGACAGUAUUGAGAAAUAUGAUGAUGGGACCAUUUACUUUGAUGAAAAAGUUGUUGAUCUGCGUGAGCAUCAGAGUCCUCUUUCAAGUACUGCAUCAGUUAUUCGAGGAUUAACAGCAUUUGCAACUGUGACAUCUGGAAACAUAAAGAGUUUGCAGAUUCCAGGGGACAAGAUAUUGGGUCUAGCAAAAUUUUUCCUUGGAAUUGGCAUUCCUGGCAAUUCUAAAGACUUUUUCAACCAAAUAGAUUCAUUAGCGUCUUUGGAAAGCAAUAAGGUCUCUAUUCCUUUGGUAUUAUCACUUCCAGCUACAGUGCUUUCAUUGACCAAGAAAGACCAGCUCCAGGUGAAAGUGAAUACCGUGCUUGGUUCAAGUGCACCACCUCUGACAGUGAAGUUGGUGAAAGCAUUCAGUCCUGGUUCAAAAGCUGCGUCUAAAAUUGCAAGCCAGGAACUCAAGUUUGACAAAGAAAGUGGGUCCCAUUUCUUGGAUGUUUUGCCAGAAAGUAUCGAUGUUGGAAGUUACACAUUUGUCUUUGAGGUGGUUCUGCAUGAUUCUGAAGAAGAAAAUGUUUAUGCAACUGGAGGGUCUACUCAAGUACAGAUAUUUAUCACUGGAGUUAUCAAAAUUGAAAAUGCAGAGAUUGCAGUACUAGAUAGUGACAUUGGGAGCAUAGAAACCCAGAAAAAACUAGAUUUAGCCAGAGGAAGUACUGUGUCGCUAUCAGCUAACCACCUCCAAAAGCUGCGUCUAUCCUUUCAAUUGACCACUCCUUCUGGGCAUGCUUUUAAGCCUCAUCAGGUAUUUCUUAAGUUAACACAUGAGACCAAGGUUGAACAUAUCUUUGUGGUGGGAAUCUCUGGCCAAAAGUUUGCGAAAAUACUGGAUUUUCUCGGAUUAGUUGAGAAGUUUUACUAUCUGUCUGGUAGUUAUGAUAUUCAACUAACUGUUGGCGAUGCUGUAAUGGAAAACUCUUUCUUACGGGCUAUUGGCCAGAUUGAUUUGGAUCUACCAGAAGCACCUGAGAAGGCCUCCCGCCCUCCUUCUCCAGCUGUUGAUCCUUACUCAAAGUACGGGCCCAAAGCUGAGAUAACCCAUAUCUUUAGGGUUCCAGAAAAGCGUCCUUCUCAGGAGCUCUCUCUCGUUUUCUUGGGCCUCGUGCUUUUGCCAAUGAUUGGAUUUUUUAUUGGACUAUUACGCUUGGGGGUGAAUCUGAAGAAUUUCCCCACUUCAGCAGUACCCGCUACCUUCGGUAUACUAUUCCAUGUUGGCAUCGCUGCAGUUCUUUUGCUCUAUGUGCUCUUCUGGUUGAAGUUGGAUCUAUUUACGACUCUCAAAACGCUUGGAUUGUUGGGAGCCUUCUUGCUGUUUGUCGGACACCGGAUUCUUUCCCACCUGGCCUCUACGUCUUCCAAGUUGAAAUCUGCUUGAAAUGGCAAUCAAGCAAUCUCCCAUUUAGAGAGGUUAAAAGAAUUUUCGGCCUUGAAAGAGAUAUCGAAAGGGUGAGGAAACUUUCGUUUAGAGACGAACAGAGCGUGGGAGUCUAUAGAACAAAUUUUGUAGGGCUCUUUGUUAUGUUAUACAUGUACCUCUUUAACUUCAGAAUUUUAUUUACCCAUAAAUCAUAUUUAUCGAAAAAGAAAGUUGUACCCACGGGACGGGUUUCAUCUCUUCACAUCAUUAGUGUAACUUCGACAUAUCAAAAGUACAUAACUUUGCAA
Pyrus x bretschneideri (Chinese white pear) is the source of this 2549-nucleotide messenger RNA. Its product is annotated as dolichyl-diphosphooligosaccharide--protein glycosyltransferase subunit 2. The transcript is spliced from 20 exons. Lineage: Eukaryota; Viridiplantae; Streptophyta; Magnoliopsida; Rosales; Rosaceae. Gene Ontology annotation, cellular component: membrane; oligosaccharyltransferase complex. Gene Ontology annotation, biological process: protein N-linked glycosylation. Bases 166 to 2259 code for a protein of 697 amino acids. The record is from RefSeq and is a predicted model, not a curated record.